AUGAACCCUUGUUCUGUGGCAGCUCCACAACAAGAUAUUGAAGGCGACGGCAGGUGGAAUAGCAUUCAUAAACGAUUUCUUUCCGACGCGAAAGGUAAAGACGGAGACGUCAUUUUCAUCGGCGACUCAAUUCUACAAGCAUUAGAACAUACAGAAGUUUGGAACCAGUGGUUUGCACCACUUCACUGCCUUAAUUUUAGUAUUCAUAAUGAUCAAACUCAAAAUGUUUUAUGGCGUAUCAAAAAUGGACAGUUAGAUCAUGUUGACCCCAGGGUGAUAGUCAUACAUGUAGGAACAAAUAAUGUUAAUCAUACUCCAGAUCAAGUCUGUGAAGGUAUUUUAGAAAUAGUUCAUACAAUCAGGGAAAAACAUCCAAGUGUUUAUAUAGUACUACCUAGUCUACUUCCAAGAGGCCAAUAUCCAAAUGUUUUGAGAGAGAAAAAUGAUAAAAUUAAUCAACUUUUAUGUGAAAAAGUUGCUCAAAUGAAUAAAGUUGAAAUGGUAUCAAUAGACAAAGGUUUUGUACAAAAUGAUGGAACAAUUAGCCAUCAUGACUUGCAUGACUAUCUUAUUCCUACUAAUUCAGCUUUCAGGAAAGCUUUUGAACCAGUAUAUGAUCUUUUACAGCAAAUAUUAUCUGAAGGUGAACCAGAAAAAGACUUGACACCCUCUGAA
Molecule: messenger RNA, 675 nt
Organism: Brenthis ino (lesser marbled fritillary)
Lineage: Eukaryota; Metazoa; Arthropoda; Insecta; Lepidoptera; Nymphalidae
Source: the annotation of a GenBank genome assembly